AAAAUCACUUUAUUAUAUAUAUAAGAACAAGCACCAACAACACUCUUUACUCACUCUCAUCUUAAACUUCUCAUUAAUAUUUUUUCUUCCGAAUCAAACCCUACUGCCAUGGAUUUUCAAAGCGAAGAACAAGAAACAGCAGACAGAUCAUCACUCCACAGUCAAAAUAAUGAAUCAAACCCAACCGAUACCGACCAAAACAUGAAAGAAUGGUUAAGUCUAGGUCUUAAUUACAGACCUGAUCCUGCAAAGUUGGCUGCAGACUGCAAUGAUCCUGAAGCAUCAUCAUCAUCUUCAAAACCUCCGAUUACUUCUACUGCAAGUAACACUAAUAAUAAAGUUUUUUCAUGCAAUUUCUGCAUGAGAAAAUUUUAUAGCUCACAAGCAUUAGGUGGUCACCAAAACGCACAUAAAAGAGAACGAGGAGUUGCGAAAAGGUUUCAUCAGUCUCAUCGAAUGUUGAUGGCGGGUUCAUUAGGGUUUCCUUUUAGUCCUAAUUUCUCAGGUAGAUCGCUCGGUGUUCAAGCUCAUUCGGUUCUACACAAAUCUAAUCGAGAUGGGUCUAAUUUAGUAGCUCGAUUUAGUAAUGAAAAUACGGGUUUCGGAUUGGCUUGGACGCCAUUUUUGAUCGAUGAAACUAUGGAUAUAGUUUGGCCCGGAAGUUUUCGUGUAGACAGAGAACAAGGUUCUGCAGAUUUGCAAAGGAUUGACUUAAAUCUUAGCUUGUGAUUUAUUCUGUCAAUUUUUUUUUUGUGUUAAUUUUAUUUAUGUAAUGAGUUAAUAUGAACACUCAUGAAAUAAAACCUAUACAAAUUUAAGCAAAUGUUUAUGCAAAUUAAUGAAUUAUUCCAUUUAAUGUAAA
Mercurialis annua (annual mercury) is the source of this 862-nucleotide messenger RNA. RefSeq names its product zinc finger protein 7-like. The record is from RefSeq and is a predicted model, not a curated record. Lineage: Eukaryota; Viridiplantae; Streptophyta; Magnoliopsida; Malpighiales; Euphorbiaceae. Bases 109 to 729 code for a protein of 206 amino acids. The transcript has a single exon.